AUGGUGAAUCAGUUCAUGCAAGAAAUGGAGACCAAGUUUGAAAUGUCAGAUUUGGAUGAAAUAAGUUACUUUCUGGCAAUGGAGAUUCAUCAAGCUACUGAUGGAAUCUUCAUUUCUCAGAGAAAAUAUGCAUGGGAUAUUCUUAAAAGGCUCAAGAUGGAGAGGUGCAAGCCUAUACCAACCCCACUGGUUCACAAUGAAAAGAUUUCGAAGUUUGAAGGAGGUGACAAGGCUGAUCUAAUAGUUUAUAGAAGUUUGAUUGGUAGUUUGGUGUAUUUGACAGCAACAAGACCUGAUCUCAUGUUCGCGGCAAGUCUACUAUCGAGGUUUAUGCAAACUCCAAGUCAAGUUCAUCUUGGUGUUGCUAAACGAACAUUGAUAUAUAUCAAAGGAACUGUUGAUUAUGGCAUGUUCUCAUGGAAUUCAAAGAAGCAAGAGGUGGUAGCUCAACCUUCUGCAGAAGUAGAAUACAUCACCGCUGCUGGUGCAACUAAUCAGUCUUUAAGGUUAAGAACGAUUCUACGUGAUUAG
This is a messenger RNA of Solanum verrucosum, 531 nucleotides long. RefSeq lists its product as uncharacterized. Bases 1 to 531 code for a protein of 176 amino acids. NCBI's taxonomy places the organism in Eukaryota, Viridiplantae, Streptophyta, Magnoliopsida, Solanales, Solanaceae. The transcript has 2 exons. The record is from RefSeq and is a predicted model, not a curated record.